GACACUGUUAUAAAGAGUAAUACGUACUUAAAAUGUUUAUCAUAUAAAAUAAUGCAUUGUAGGUCGUAGGUUAUUCUCGAUUAUUGACUACAGUUGCAAUUAUUUCAUUUCAUUUACUCAAACACAAACAUGUCGAACAAGAAUUAUAAGUAUACCCUUAACGAAGGAUUCACCGAAGAGCAAAGGAAUUUCUACGAGGAGAAUGGCUAUAUAGUGUUUAGGAAGCUAAUUCCUGAAAAGGACAUCGACAUUUGCCAUCAGCGGUUUCUGGACGUGUGCAGUGGAAAAGUACAUGUUCCAACUGUAAUGAAAGUGAAGAAAUUAGGACCAAAUGGCGAAACUAGAUCGGAAUUUACAGUCAAUAAGAUUCAAGAAAUAUUGUACGACGAAAAGUUUUUCGACCAUUACGCUGCGCAUCCUAAGAUUGUCGAAGUCAUCAAGAUGAUAAUUGGACCGAAUGUGACGGCAGUCCACUCGAUGUUGAUCAAUAAACCUCCUGAUGUGCACGAGGAAAUGUCAGCUCAUCCGAUGCAUCAAGAUUUACACUACUUUCCAUUUAGACCUGCCAAUAAAAUUGCUGCUUCGUGGACUGCAAUGGAAGAUGUUACUGAAAAGAACGGGUGUCUCUUUGUUUUACCCGGAUCGCACAAGGGUCCAUUGUUUUCACACGAUUACACCGAAUCUGUUAAGAAUAAGUUAUACCACGGCGUGUUUGGCUUCAAUGAUGUUCCGAAGGUAAUGUUUCCAAUGGAAAAGGGCGACACUAUAUUUUUCCAUCCGCUUUUGCUCCAUGGAUCUGGACCAAAUUUCACACAAGGUUUCAGGAAAGCUAUUUCUGUGCACUACGCCGACAGCAAGUGCGAUUUUAUAAAUGUUAUCGGAACGUUUCAAGAAGGCAUCUCGAAGGAAAUAGAAUCUGUCGCUGAAAAGAAUUUCAAAUUAAAAAUUCAUAUCAAUACUGUUUGGAAAAUGAAAAGUCGUUUGAUUUGCGGCGAACAAGGCGUUUUUCAACAAAUUGACAGCCACUUGUAAAUUAUUUUAAUCUACAGUUUAAUUUUUGCUAUCUAUAAUUACUACUUAUUUGUGUUAGUUGUAAUCUGUUUUAUUAUUUUGAUUUAUCAUUAAUUAAAUAAAAAAAAUCCACUUCC
Nicrophorus vespilloides is the source of this 1148-nucleotide messenger RNA. Its product is annotated as phytanoyl-CoA dioxygenase, peroxisomal-like. The record is from RefSeq and is a predicted model, not a curated record. Gene Ontology annotation, molecular function: phytanoyl-CoA dioxygenase activity. NCBI's taxonomy places the organism in Eukaryota, Metazoa, Arthropoda, Insecta, Coleoptera, Silphidae. Bases 130 to 1032 code for a protein of 300 amino acids. Gene Ontology annotation, biological process: fatty acid alpha-oxidation. The transcript is spliced from 7 exons.